Acanthochromis polyacanthus (spiny chromis) is the source of this 8512-nucleotide messenger RNA. It is a transcript of the gene arhgap5, whose product is annotated as Rho GTPase activating protein 5. NCBI's taxonomy places the organism in Eukaryota, Metazoa, Chordata, Actinopteri, Pomacentridae. The transcript has 9 exons. Gene Ontology annotation, biological process: signal transduction. Gene Ontology annotation, molecular function: GTPase activity; GTP binding. The record is from RefSeq and is a predicted model, not a curated record. The coding region runs from base 1365 to 5900 and encodes 1511 amino acids.
GUUAUUUUAUAUCCAAUAAAAAUACAUCUCAUGCUAUUCAUUGGAUAAUAAUUUUAUUUAGUUUCAUAUUUUCUAUCCAGUGAAAGUUAAUCCUACCGGUGGUUCCUCCUCCACUCCUACUCGCUGUGCUUCAGUCUCAGUGACGCCUGAAUCACAUCCAGGGAAACCUCCGUGUUCGUGUCGACAGAUUCCUGCUCUGCUGCAGUUUCUCAGGCUCAGCAUGCCGUCGCUCUGCAGCGAACAGUUCAGCUCACGCAGGCAGAUUCGCUGGCUGAUUGCCAUCGGAGUGCAAAAACAACAAAGAGUAGAUUCUGUGCCGUAAUCAGCCAUCAGGCUGUAGUUGGGUCACGGUCGGGUUCAGGCCUGUUCGACCGUGAGGUGCUGAUAAUACUGACAGUCUGUCAGAUUCAGGCGUUUCCAGCUUUCGUUUCACCUGCCAGUUAAUGCUGAAUGGACGAGCAGCAAAAUCAUUUCAUAACACAAAUAAUCAGGAUUAAUAGUUGUGAGCAGAACGGCAGGAAAAUAUCUGACGUCAGUAAUCAGGAUUAUAGGUUUUAGUCCUAAUUAUGCAGCUCUGACGAUGAUAACAAAUCUGUGAACUGAUUUAUUUUCUCUGUUUCCUUCUCGCAGUAAAUCAUUUCUAGGUCAGUGGCUGUCAAAGGGCUGGAGUUGCAGCCAUUUUUAUCCUGCCUCGGCACAAAUUGGUUGAAAGCUCUUCUUUUUCUCUGUGAGGGGAAAAGUGACAUUGCUGAGCGUGAUUGAAUUACUUCCCCUUAUAUAAAUGCUGCUGUCACAUGUCUGUGUUUGCCUUCCCAUUUUCAUAUAGCAGUUUGAAAAACUCAUUUUUGAUUUUUGCAGGAUUUUUACAUUAUACAUCAACAAUGGUUGGGUUUUAAAAAUAGCAUAUUUUAUUCCUGACACAUGAAAGGUCAGUGGAAAACCUGGUUAAACUUUCACCAUUUAGGAGGGAUUAUUUAGUCUUGCACCAGUGUGAUAAUGUGAGCUUUUGUGUAAUUUGUUAAUAAUUGUGUGUAAUCUCUGAUUUGUUUGUUUAAGUCAUGCCAACAUGUCUUUAUCCCAGAGGGCAGCAAAACAAAGCUGAUUAUGUUGUUAGAGAUAAGGAAUGCUGUUCCAACUGCUGUGUUUUGCCUUCAUCUCUAAUUGUGAAUUCUUUGUCUUGCAGGCAGGUGAUACCAGACGCCAGCUGAUCUAUCCCAGCGUGAAGAGUUCAGGAUAGAAGAGGACACAGCGUUCACUGCAACAUGAGGGUGGAAGAGCCUCUGCACCACUGACAGCCACAACUGGAAUGAUAUCCUGACUUCUUUCCUGAGAGUAACCGAGUUAGCGAUGAGCGGGGGGAUAUAAUGGCCAAGAACAAGGAUGCUCGACCCCCGACAUUCGCCGUCAGCGUGGUUGGCCUCUCGGGGACGGAGAAGGAGAAAGGGAACUGUGGCGUUGGAAAGUCCUGCCUGUGCAACCGAUAUGUGCGUCCGGACGCUGACAACUACUACUCGGAGCACACCUCGGUGCUCAGCACAAUAGACUUUGGUGGACGUGUGGUCAACAAUGACCACUUCCUGUACUGGGGGGAGGUGUCCCAUCGAGGGGACGAGGGGUUGGACUGUAAAAUCCAAGUCAUCGAACAAACAGAGUUCAUUGAUGACCAGACGUUUCUCCCUCAUCGGAGCACCAACCUGCAGCCGUACACCAAGCGAGCGGCGGCGACCAAGCUGCAGUCGGCGGAGAAGCUGAUGUACAUCUGCACGGACCAGCUGGGCUUGGAGCAGGACUUUGACCAGAAGCAGAUGCCCGACGGGAAACUGAACAUCGACGGCUUCGUGCUCUGCAUCGACGUCAGCAAAGGCUGCAAUCGCAGGUUUGAUGACCAAAUGAAGUUCGUCAACAGUCUGUACUCUCAGAUCGUCAAGUCCAAGAAGCCCAUCGUCGUCGCUGCCACAAAAUGCGACGAGUGCGUUGAGCAGCACCUGAGGGACCUGCAGGCCUUCGUCGCCAGCAAGAAGAACUUGAUGCUGAUUGAAACGUCGGCACGCUCCAACGUCAACAUAGAGCUCUGCUUUAACGCCCUCAUCCAGCAACUGGACAAAACGAGAGGGAAGCCAAAAACUGUGCCAUACCUGGAGGCCUACAAAGUCCAGCGACAGCUCGUAGCCUCGGUGACGGAUCGAUUUGAAAAGCUGAUGGUUCACAGUGUCAGAGAUUAUCAUACCACGUGGAAAACUGUGAUCAAUAAUCUGAAGGGCCAGCCAGACUACGACGAGUUCAUCACCUUGGAGGGCUCCAGGAAGGCUCGAAACAUGUUCACAAAGCACAUCGCACAACUGAAGCAGGAGCACAUCCGGAGGAGGAGGGAGGAGUACCUGACCACACUGCCAAAAACCCUCAACAACCUCCUCAACAAUCUGGACGAAGUCGAGCAUCUGUCGUGGCCCGAGGCGCAGAGCGUGAUCCGAAACCGACCCGAUUUCCAGUAUUGGUUUGUGAUGCUGGAACAAACGCCGUGGGACGAGACGGACCACAUCGAUAACAGCGACCGCAGAAUACCCUUCGAUCUCCUCGACACGCCUGACGGCGAGAGGAUAUACCACAGCCACGUCCAGCAUCUGCUGUCAGAAAAAAGGAGGGUGGAGAUGAAGGAGAGGUUCAAGAAGACGCUGGAGAGGGUUCACUUCAUCAGCCCUGGGCAGCCGUGGGAGGAGGUCAUGUGCUUUGUGAUGGAGGACGAGGCCUACAAGUACAUCACAGAAUCAGAUAGAAGGGAUGUUUACUGCAGGCACCAGCAGGAAAUAGUUGAAAGGGCCAAAGAGGAUUUUCAGGAAAUGCUUUUCGAGCAUGCUGAACUGUUCUAUGACUUGGACCUGAAUGCAACUCCCAGUUGUGACAAGAUGACAGAGAUCCACAGCGUUCUGAAUGAGGAGCCCAGAUACCGAGCGCUGCAGAAACUGGCGCCGGACCGAGAGUCACUGCUGCUCAAACACAUCGGCUUUGUUUAUCAUCCCACUAAAGAAACGUGUCUGAGUGGACAGAACUGUGUGGACCUGAAGGUGGAGCAGGUUUUAGCUAACAGGCUGGUGCAGCUCGACCACGGACGCUCCAAUCUCUACUACAACAGUGCCAACAUUGAUAAGAUCAACCUCUGCCUGCUGGGGAAGGAGGGUCUGUCCCAGGAACUGGCUAAUGAAAUUCGAGCUCAGUCCACAGACGACGAGUACACCCUGGAUGGAAAAAUAUACGAGCUGGAGCUGCUUCCUGUGGAUGUGAACUCCACGCUCCUCUUCAGCCACACCUGGGUCACCACCUUCAAACCUCAUGGCUGCUUUUGUGUGUUCAACUCCAUAGAAUCGCUUAACUGCAUUGGUGACUGCAUCGGCAGGAUCAGAGCUGAGAUCGCACAGAGCCGGAGAGAGCGAUUCGCUCAGCCGCUGCCUUUCAUCCUCAUCCUGGCCAAUCAGAGAGACAGUGUUUGCAAAAACAUCCCCAUCCUGAGGCACCAGGGCCAACAGCUGGCCAACAAGCUGCAGUGCACCUUCGUAGACAUCCCGUCUGGAGCCUUUCCACGGAAAUUUACAGAGUUCCAGGUCAAGCAGGGGCUGCGAGCAGUGCUGGAGGGGCUGAAGCACAGCUUUGACGUGUUGGCGCCGCUGCCCUGCAUCAAAGACAUGUCUGAAACUGACCUCAGAAUAGUCAUGUGUGCCAUGUGCUGGGAUCCGUUCAGCGUGGACCUCAUCCUCUCGCCUUUCCUGGACUCUCACUGCUGCAGCGCCGGGCAGCCGGGUCAGAGCAACACUCUGAUCCUGGACAAGAUCAUCGGGGACAGCCGUCGGAGGAUUCAGGUCACUGUCCUGUCAUACCACUCUGCCAUCGGCGUCCGCAAAGACGAACUGGUGCACGGCUACAUCCUGGUCUACUCGGCCAAACGCAAGGCUUCCAUGGCGACGCUGCGGGCGUUUCUGGCCGAAGUACAGGAUGUGAUCCCCGUGCAGAUGGUGGCGAUCACCGACAGCCAGGCUGACUUCUUCGAGAACGACGCCAUCAAAGAGUUGAUGACGGAGGGAGAGCACAUCGCCACAGAGAUUGCCGCCAAGUUUACUGCGCUGUACUCGCUGUCGCAGUAUCAUCGGCAGACGGAGGUGUUCACCCCGUUCUUCAACGAAGUGCUGGAGAAGAAGCUGAGCAUCGAGAGCUCCUUCCUUUUGGACAGCUCGUCACGCGAAUGCACCACCGGAGCCAGCGAAGACGUCUUCCCCACCUCGCCCCACAGCCAUUCCCCAGCCUACAACACCUACUACCCAGAGUCUGAUGACGACAACGAGGCCCCCCCACCCUACAGUCCAAUCGGCGACGACGUCCAGUUGCUGCCGACACCCAGCGAGCGAGCCAAGUACCGCAUCGACCUGGAGGGGAACGAGUAUCCGGUGCACAGCACACCUGUCGGAGACCAUGAACGCAAUCACAAAGUGCCUCCACCUGUCCGACCCAAACCUGUGCUCCCCAAACCCAACGUCAGAAAGCUGGAUCCCAACCUGCUCAAAACCAUCGAGGCCGGCAUGCGAAGCAACCGCAGGAUGCCUCGCGGCCCAGUGACGCACACCGAAGACGUGGAGGCGUCGGACAACUAUGCAGACCCCGUGGACACGCUCCGGUCCAGGGGCUUCCACAACGACGACAUAUACGCCGUGCCUGACGACACUCACAGCCGCCUGGUCAAAAUACGAAACUCCUUCGGCGGGCUGCACAGCCUCCAUGGAGGAGGUGAGGAGGAGAACGGGUUCGACCGCAAGUCUCAGGCUGGACGGCGGCCGUCCAAGUACAAACACCGCUCUAAAAUCUUGUUCAGUAAGACUAAGGCCUACCAAAGACGGUUCCACUCCGACAGCGACGGCGAGGAGUCCGGCCCUGCCACACAGAAAAAGAAAAAGGGAAGAGCCCACCGGGGCAGCGAGGAGGACCCUCUGCUGUCGCCCGCCGACCCCUGGAAGGGCGGCAUCGAUAAUCCUGCGAUCACCUCCGACCCCGAGCAGGAGGACAAGAAGAUGAAGAAGAAGAAGACACCCAAGACGCAAAAGGAACCGAAGAAGGUGAAGUCCUCCAAACCCCCGAAACCUCUGUACCCUCCGACCCGGAGAACCUGGGAGAGUAACUACUUUGGGGUUCCGCUGCAGAACCUGGUGACUCCGGACCGACCCAUCCCGCUCUUCAUCGAUAAAUGUGUCGACUACAUCGAGCGAACAGGUCUGACCACUGAAGGUCUGUACCGGGUCAGCGGGAACAAGACGGACCAGGACAACAUCCAGAAGCUGUUUGAUCAAGAUCACAGCAUUGACUUCGUGGCGAUGGACGUGGCCGUGAACGCUGCUGCUGGAGCUCUGAAGGCGUUCUUCACCGACCUCCCCGACCCACUGAUCCCCUACAGUCUGCACCCGGAGCUGGUGGAGGCAGCCAAAAUUGUGGACUACAUGGAGCGUCUGCAGGUUCUGCGUGAGAUCGUGAAAAAGUUUCCGUCGGUGAACUACCAGGUCUUUAAAUACAUCAUCACACACCUGAACAGGGUGAGCCAGCACAGUAAAACCAACCUGAUGACGGCUGAUAACCUCUCCAUCUGCUUCUGGCCGACGCUGAUGAGACCCGACUUUGAGAACAAGGACACGCUGUCGACCACCAAGCUGAACCAGGCCGUGGUGGAGUCCUUCAUCCUGCAGAGCGACUACUUCUUCCACGGUGGAGAGGUGGCCGAGAGCUCCAGCAGCGAGGGGACGCCUCCUCCACACUGUCACAACAUGGUGGAGGCUCUGCUGCCGCUGCAGCUACCUCCACCGCUGCAGCCCCAGCAGAUCCAGCAGAUCCAGAUCCAGCACACGCUGCCGCCAGACCCACUCAUAUAGCAGCUUCUGGAGAGCUUCUGAAAAACUUCUGAAGAGUUUCUGGGACUCCUGAGCUGCUCAAACACCUCCAGUCUCCUGUGGGCACAUAGCAACGCUGAGCACACUGAGGUUCUCCUGAAGGAGGAACCGACUGAUCCACUGUUUGUCUUCCUGCACAGGAAACCUUUCUUCUUCUUCUUCUUCUUCUUCUUCUUCGUCUGGUGGCUGAAGCAGCGAGCAGAUCCGUGGACUCGCAGACGUCUGGAUUAUUUUUGGAGGAGGACGAUGAAGGUCCAAACGCCAAUUUCAUGUUUGUCACGUUAGUUUUUGUAUUUUUUUAUGGUUUGUGUCUGCUGAGUGUUUGAGGAGCAGCAGAAGGAAAAAGGGAAGCAGGACCUGGACGAAGACGAUGACGACGAUGAUGAUGAUGAUGAUGAUGAUGAUGAUGAUGAAACCACUUGGAGGCAUCUCGACUCCUUCGCUCUUCGUUUCUUCUGCCGGUUUGUUGGAUGGAAACUUGCAUGUCUCUGUUUUUGCCACUUUAGUGAAACAACUAAAAAGAAACUUAAAGUAAAAAAAUAAACUCUGAAGCUCGUUUUGGUUUAAGGGAACGUUUCUUCAUCGCUUCCUUCCUCCUUCAUCAACAAACCAACGGUUAAUCUCAUAUUUUUGGUUGUUUGUGGAAUAGUUUCCCUAAAUAGAGGACAGAAUAUAUAAAGUAUAAAUCUAUGAAUUAUCAGCAGAGGCUGUUAGUGAACUGCGGGGUACGGACUAUAACCUGGACAUUCAUCUGUUCUGAUGCUGUGUGAAUGAGAGAGUGGUAGCGGAUCAAUAACUGAUCAGUAACUGUUCAGGAACUCUGUUUGGCUCGUCCCACACCUUAAAGUCUCUCAGCUCUUUUCUUCAGGGCUGUUUUUCUGAAACAGAAAAUAAAAUGGAACUUUAGUCGCUGCUGGUUUUCAUCUAAACUCUAGUUUAUAGAAAGUACUGCAGGUAUUUAUACACACUGCAGUACUCUACUGUAGUAUUACUGCAGUACUCUACUGUAGUAUUACUGCAGUACUCUACUGUAGUAUUACUGCAGUACUCUACUGUAGUAUUACUGCAGUACUCUACUGUAGUACUCAGUCUGAAGCUGCUGAAGAAAACUAACAAUAAUCUGCAUUAUUAUGUUUGUUCUAGUACAAAAAGGAAAGAAACCAGAAUAAAGUGAUCAGAUCCUUUCCUGAUUGUUCGAUUAGCAGAACAGUUCCUGAUUGAUUUCAUGGAUCAAUUGUUUGAAUGUGAACAAAAAGUUAAAAAACAGAAUUUAUUUGGUUUAAUUUGAGAUCUUCUUUAACUUUAGACCAAUUUGUCUCCAGUUACAGUUUUAAAUCAUCAUCUCUGGUGUUUCUGUUCAUGUUUGUGACGACAGGAAGUUCUUCUGCUGCUUCAGGUUUUAGUCCUAAAGAGCUUAAAGUUUAACGUUGGGAUGAAACCAGAACUUUAGAAGAAUUCAGAGAAACAAUCAGCAAAGUUUGAAUCUGAAGCUUUUAGUUUCUGUUCAAGAACUUCAGAAACUCAGAGGUGAGAGACGUAGAUCUGACCAACAUAGAUCUGAUGAAGGUAGAUCUGACCAACAUAGAUCUGAUGAAGGUAGAUCUGUCCAUCAUAGAUCUGAUGAAGGUAGAUCUGACCAACAUAGAUCUGAUGAAGGUAGAUCUGACCAACAUAGAUCUGAUGAAGGUAGAUCUGACCAACAUAGAUCUGAUGAAGGUAGAUCUGUCCAUCAUAGAUCUGAUGAAGGUAGAUCUGUCCAUCAUAGAUCUGAUGAAGGUAGAUCUGACCAACAUAGAUCUGAUGAAGGUAGAUCUGUCCAUCAUAGAGCUGAUGAAGGUAGAUCUGACCAACAUAGAUCUGAUGAAGGUAGAUCUGUCCAUCAUAGAUCUGAUGAAGGUAGAUCUGUCCAUCAUAGAUCUGAUGAAGGUAGAUCUGACCAACAUAGAUCUGAUGAAGGUAGAUCUGACCAACAUAGAUCUGAUGAAGGUAGAUCUGUCCAUCAUAGAGCUGAUGAAGGUAGAUCUGACCAACAUAGAUCUGAUGAAGGUAGAUCUGUCCAUCAUAGAUCUGAUGAAGGUAGAUCUGACCAACAUAGAUCUGAUGAAGGUAGAUCUGUCCAUCAUAGAUCUGAUGAAGGUAGAUCUGUCCAUCAUAGAUCUGAUGAAGGUAGAUCUGACCAACAUAGAUCUGAUGAAGGUAGAUCUGUCCAUCAUAGAUCUGAUGAAGGUAGAUCUGUCCAUCAUAGAUCUGAUGAAGGUAGAUCUGACCAACAUAGAUCUGAUGAAGGUAGAUCUGUCCAUCAUAGAUCUGAUGAAGGUAGAUCUGUCCAUCAUAGAUCUGAUGAAGGUAGAUCUGUCCAUCAUAGAUCUGCUGGCCUGUAUCGUGUCCUCUGUGCGUCCAGGUGAUCUCCAGAUGAUCUCCAGCACUAACGGAUCUGAUUCUCCACUAAGGUUUAAUCUUUCUACGCUAACUGAUCUGUUUGAACCACUUCUACGUCUUAAAGCUUUUUUUUCCCCUCCAGGUGUGAAACUCUUCGUCUGUCAGCAGAAAACUGGGUCAUUCCAGGUGAAAUGAGCAGAUAUUCCUUGGAGGUG